CGUGAUCUUCAAAAACAUGGCGACCACCUUGAGAAGUGGUGUUAUGGGCAUCGCUAAAAAUUGUAUUAAAAAUCAUGGGUUCCAAAAUCUGAGCUCACCGUGUGCUGGUGUACUUUCAAGAAAAUUUCAUACUGACCUACACUACCAACAAGCUGUGGGUCAAAAUACUCGUGGAAAGAUAGCUGAGCCCAUAUCACGACCAGCAGGCAAGCAUACAGUGACGCUAGUUCCUGGUGAUGGAGUUGGUCCAGAACUUAUGGGUGGAGUCAGAGAUGUUUUUAAAACAGCCGGGGUACCCAUUGAAUUUGAAGAAGUUUUUAUCAGUGAGAUAUCCCCCAACACUAGUGCUGACCUGAAGACAGUGGUGGAGUCAAUCAAAAGAAACAAAGUUGGCCUGAAAGGUAUCAUCACAACACCUACAACAUUUAAAGGUGGAGUCCUACAAACUCUAAACAUGAGGAUCAGACGUGAGCUGGAUCUGUUUGCUAACGUGGUGUGGGUGAGGAGUCUGCCAGGCUUUCAGACAAGACACAACAAUUUGGAUUUUGUCAUCAUCAGGGAGCAGACAGAGGGGGAGUAUAGUGCUUUAGAACAUGAGAGUGUUCCAGGUGUUAUAGAAUGUCUAAAAAUAGUAACAAAAAAGAACUCCAUGCGUAUUGCCAAGUUUGCAUUUGAUUAUGCAAUGAGACAUGGGCGUAAGAAGGUUACAGCUGUACAUAAGGCUAAUAUCAUGAAGCUGGGGGACGGCCUGUUUAUGCGUUGUUGUGAAGAUGUGGCCAAACUUUACCCUAAAAUACAGUUUGAAACAAUGAUCAUUGAUAACUGUUGUAUGCAGCUGGUUUCUAACCCUUACCAAUUUGACGUGAUGGUGAUGCCAAACCUGUAUGGCAACAUUGUGGACAACCUGGCCGCAGGUUUGGUGGGUGGGGCAGGUGUGGUGCCAGGUGAAUGUUAUAGCUCCAGCGUGGCUGUGUUUGAGCAGGGAGCUCGCCAUGCCUUUGCUGAAGCUGUAGGUAAAAAUAUUGCCAACCCAACAGCCACAUUGCUGGCUGCCUGUAACAUGCUCAAACACAUGCACCUGGAAUACCACUCCAAGUUAAUUGAAGAAUCUCUGCUCAAGGUUAUCAAAAGUGGAAAGAUCAGAACACAAGAUAUGGGAGGCUACUCUGGUACCUCAGAUUUUUUUAGUGCUGUACUGCAAAACUUGAACUAAAACACAACCAUUGAUACCAGUUGAUUUUGGUUAUUUAUUGACUCAUUGCCAAGUUAGCAGAUCAUUACAUCUCUAAACUGUGGUUACAAAGUCUGAUAUUCUUUUAGUCAUUUUAAUAAUGUAUAGUUUUCCUCAUGAUAGCAAUAAUUGCUACCACUUACGUGUUGUAAUUUUCGUUGUAUUUUUUUGCUGCAAAUAACACCCAUGUUGAAUUACCUAAAAAUAAUCAUUGUCCUGUCUGAAAAUUUGAGGUUAUAAUUAUUUAUAUAAUCAUACACAUUUUCAUGAAGUAUUACACUAAUAAAUAAUUAAUUUGUACCGUUUUGUAUAAAGGUUUCUUACUAAAAUGUACAUUUUUAUAACAUGAAACAUAAAUCUACUUUAUAAAUAAGCUAACCUAACCUGUGUUUGAUGAUGUAAUUAAAACACAGACAGGAAUGUUGUUAGGAGAACCUAUAAACUACCACAAGACAUCCCCAGGAAAGUCACUAAUUGCUGUCUGGCCUACAGACUAAUGAUGUAAGCACAGAAUUAGAUUGACAUUUUAUUCCUGACCACGCCCAUAUUUUAGUUUUUAAUAUUAUUCAUCACUGCCAUUUAUCUGAAUAAAUACAAUGUGUGGGA
Molecule: messenger RNA, 1837 nt
Organism: Physella acuta
Lineage: Eukaryota; Metazoa; Mollusca; Gastropoda; Physidae
Product: isocitrate dehydrogenase [NAD] subunit beta, mitochondrial
Biological process (GO): isocitrate metabolic process; tricarboxylic acid cycle
Cellular component (GO): mitochondrion
Molecular function (GO): NAD binding; oxidoreductase activity, acting on the CH-OH group of donors, NAD or NADP as acceptor; magnesium ion binding
Source: RefSeq, a predicted model, not a curated record